GCUCGCGCAAGCCCACGAUCUGCGCCUGCGCAGGACAGACCGAGCUGCCGGCGGGGUACGCGGGACGAGGCGCCGGGCGGCAGCGUUAAGGACCGCGCGCGCACGCAGAUGUGCCCCCCUCGGGCACUCCCGCGCUGAGUCUGAGGCGAGCCCUCUAGUGCCUGCCCGCCAUGUCGCAAAUGCUGCACAUCGAGAUCCCCAACUUCGGGAACACCGUGCUCGGCUGCCUCAACGAGCAGCGCCUGCUGGGCCUCUACUGUGAUGUGUCCAUUGUGGUCAAAGGCCAGGCUUUCAAGGCCCACCGGGCCGUCCUGGCCGCCAGCAGCCUGUACUUCCGUGACCUGUUCAGCGGCAACAGUAAGAGCGCCUUCGAGCUGCCGGGCACCGUGCCGCCCGCCUGCUUCCAGCAGAUCCUGUCCUUCUGCUACACGGGCAGGCUGACCAUGGCGGCCAGCGAGCAGCUCGUGGUCAUGUACACGGCUGGCUUCCUGCAGAUCCAGCACAUCGUGGAGCGCGGCACAGACCUCAUGUUCAAGGUGAGCUCGCCCCACUGUGACUCGCAGACCGCCAUGAUCGAGGACGCCAGCUCCGAGCCCCAGAGCCCCUGCACCCAGCUGCAGCCGGCUGCCCCCGCCGCCCCCCCCUACGUCGUGUCCCCUUCCGUGCCCAUCCCACUGCUGACCCGCGUGAAGCACGAAGCCAUGGAGCUGCCGCCGGCCGCCGGCCCGGGCCUGGCCCCCAAGCGCCCGCUGGAGACGGGGCCCCGGGAUGGCACAGCGGUGGCGGCGGGUGCCACGGCGGUGGGCACAGCCCCUCUCAAGCUGCCCCGGGUCUCCUACUACGGGGUGCCCAGCCUGGCCACCCUCAUCCCCAGCAUCCAGCAGGUGCCCUACUCCCAGGGGGAGCGGACCAGUCCGGGGGCCAGCAGCCUGCCCACCACCGACAGCCCCACCUCCUACCACAACGAGGAGGACGAGGAGGAUGAUGAGGCCUACGACACGAUGGCGGAGGAGCAGUUUGGCCAGAUGUACAUCAAGGCCACGGGCAGCUACGCAGUGCAGGAGAAGCCGGAGCCCGUGCCCCUGGAGAGCCGUUCCUGCGUCCUUAUCCGCCGCGACCUUGUGGCUCUGCCCGCCAGCCUCAUCAGCCAGAUUGGGUACCGCUGCCACCCCAAGCUCUACUCGGAAGGGGACCCCGGAGAGAAGCUGGAGCUGGUGGCAGGCUCCGGGGUCUACAUCACGCGUGGCCAGCUGAUGAACUGCCACCUCUGUGCGGGGGUGAAGCACAAGGUCCUGCUGCGGCGGCUCCUCGCCACCUUCUUUGACAGGAACACUCUGGCCAACAGCUGUGGCACGGGCAUCCGGUCCUCCACCAGCGACCCAAGCCGCAAGCCUUUGGACAGCCGGGUUCUGAACGCUGUGAAACUCUACUGUCAGAACUUCGCGCCCAGCUUCAAGGAGAGCGAGAUGAAUGUCAUCGCAGCGGACAUGUGCACCAACGCCCGCCGCGUCCGCAAGCGCUGGCUCCCGAAGAUCAAGUCCAUGCUGCCCGAGGGCGUGGAGAUGUACCGCACGGUCAUGGGCGCCUCGGCCGCCGGCGCGCCCCUCGACCCCGACUUCCCGCCCGCCGCGGCGCAGCGAGCGAGCGAGCUCGUUCCAGCCCCGCCAGGUGCGUCCUCGCUCCCACUGCUGCUCCCGGACUCGAGACUGUUGCGUUGGAGCCGCUGCCGGCUGACGCUGCGCCCCGGCCGCUCAGCCUGCAGAGACGUCCGCCGGCGGCCAGGGAGCCCGGGGCCUCGGCGGCUUGCGGAGCCGGUGCAGGAGGUGGAAGUUACAAACGGAAGGAUGUGA
Messenger RNA from Ailuropoda melanoleuca (giant panda), 1850 nucleotides. RefSeq names its product NACC family member 2 (gene NACC2). Bases 171 to 1850 code for a protein of 559 amino acids. Gene Ontology annotation, biological process: regulation of transcription by RNA polymerase II. NCBI's taxonomy places the organism in Eukaryota, Metazoa, Chordata, Mammalia, Carnivora, Ursidae. Gene Ontology annotation, molecular function: protein binding; RNA polymerase II cis-regulatory region sequence-specific DNA binding; DNA-binding transcription factor activity, RNA polymerase II-specific. The record is from RefSeq and is a predicted model, not a curated record. The transcript is spliced from 7 exons.